Xylaria bambusicola is the source of this 1686-nucleotide messenger RNA. RefSeq lists its product as uncharacterized. The coding region runs from base 82 to 1461 and encodes 459 amino acids. The transcript is spliced from 3 exons. The record is from RefSeq and is a predicted model, not a curated record. Lineage: Eukaryota; Fungi; Ascomycota; Sordariomycetes; Xylariales; Xylariaceae.
GGAUCUUACACCUCAUCGUCAGCACAGUCAUUUCUAUGCUAUGCCAUCGAAGCACCUGCUAAAACAUCAGAAACCCUCUUAAUGGACCCUUUAAGCGCGACGAGCUCUUUGAUAGGGCUGGCCUCUGUCUUGAAGACUUACAAGGACGUGCUUAGCCGUUCAAGAGACCAGCCGGGGUUGAACCAGCUAGAACAACAGCUGAGACACACAGCGGCUCAAUUGCGUUUGAUAUCAUCUAUCCUGUCCUGCUCACCCCAGCUGCCGGAAUACUUCCUCGAGGAUGUCGAAGAAACCUCAAACAGGGUUAGAGCAGCGAUAAAACGACUAGAAGCCGUCUUUAAGAAUUACAAUGAGAGCUCAAAACCAUUGCGCCCGGCCAAGCUUGUUCUCGAUAAGAGGACAGUUGGGGAUAUUGCGGAGUUAGAUAACACGGUCGAUAAACUCUGCAGUCAGUUUAAACUGCACAUGGCAUUGAACACGAGGCAGCAGAUAAACGUGCUACAUUCUCUCGCAGAAGCCACGGCGAAAUACUUCGAAAGUAGUUUGAGUGAUUUGAGGAAUGAUUUAAACUCCCUCGUGCGACUGUUGGCAGAGAAGUUUGAACAACCACUUGAAAACUUCACGGACUCGAGUCGUGAUAUGGGCGAACGCCAACGCGACUUCGAAGAGCUGCGGGAAGCCCUUCGAAGAAAUCUCGGCAGCACUACUAUGCGCCCUUUUGCGUUCGACCCAUUCUGCUUUCCUUUUGUGAUCGUUUCGCCAGACCGCCAAGAGUCGGUCGGGGGCCCGGUACAAGUCAAAUUGGAUACUGGCGCCCACGAUAGUUGGGUUGGCAAACACGUACUCGAGCGGCACGGUCUUGAUUUUGACUUGACUGAUGAUCAGAGGGUUUUCAUCGGAGCUGGUCGUGGUGGGUUCCGUGCUCUCGGGAAAGUCACGCUGAUUUGGUACUCAGAAAAUCAAGCCCUGACCAAGAAGACAAACUUCCUCGUCGGCGAAGAACUCCCGUUCGAUGUCAUUCUUGGCAGUGACUAUCUCAUGGACGAUCUGAACACGGAUCCUUUCAAAACGCCCAUUCUCCCCUUAAGGUCGAUUCUCACGAGAGAGGAACUCCAAGAGCUGGAGAAGACGCAGCGUGAGAAAGGCGCUAAGGCUGAGGACAUCCGGAAAAUCCAAAAAGAGCAGAACCUGAAGAAUUUCGAAGAGAGGAGGAAAGCUAAAAGAGAGUCGCGGCUUACUACGCCUGCUUAUCCCGGCACUUCUUCCAGCUUCCUCUUCCCCUCGUCAACCCCUACCAGCAUUUCCAGGCGCUCAAGUUUCGCCAGCCGGUCCGUUACACCGGGGGCAUCGCGAUUGUCUAGCAGAGAGCCUAGUCUCGUGACGGCAGAUAUUACGGCUGAGGAUGGGUCACAAGCCACUGAUAAUAAUUCUACAACUCCAGCUGAGCGGUCCGUAGCCUAGGAAUGAGAAGAGCAUAAUGGCACGGUCAAUAUUUUGUGACAGGACCCCAGGACCACGACGCCAGCUGAAGAUCCACAGUGCUUCUGAUAUCAUUACUAAUCGAAAGUAGACGGCAUGAUCUAAGUGUAGACUACAGUUCAGCACUUCAAGCGGCUAUUCGAAACGAGCAUCCGAGUAUUAUCAAGAUACUGAUCGAGAACAAAGCCGAUUCCAAUGCAGAAACCG